AUGAACAAUCAUGAAGACAUAAAUAAUUUCUUUACAAUUUAUUUUAUUCUCGAUAAUGACCAAGAAGAAAUAAGAAACAGUGUGGAUUAUACUAAUGAUGGUAUGCUUGAAUCAUUACUUAGUGCUUUUGCUAGUAGACUUGGAAGACUUAACAGAAAUGGAGAACAAUAUGAUGAACAUGUUCAUAGAAUUUAUAGAAAUUUGUCUAGAAUACUUACCAAUAGAAGUGAGUCGUCUAGUAAUACAUCACAAGUGCCUAUUACUACAAACAGAGAGAAUUCUCAAUUUUUUGUUAUUUUUGAUUUUUUUGUAAAUGGAAGUAAUGUUUCAAUGGAAGUAGAAAGGCCACAUGCAAGUCUUAAUGAUACAAUUUUGUUAUUUGAGACAAUACUGUCUAUGCGUGAGAAUAAAAAGAAGAUAAAAAAAGAGCAGCUAAAUAAAUUUAAAAGAUUUAGAGUUACGAAAAAAAUGCUUAAAGACGAUUGCACAAUUUGUAUGAAUAAAUUUAAAAAUAGAGAACUGGCACGAAUUCUUCCUUGUGAGCACACAUUUCAUAGUAAAUGUGUAGAUAAAUGGUUAACAUCACACAGUAACACGUGUCCUGUUUGUAGAAAAGAACUGGUUUAA
Messenger RNA from Vairimorpha ceranae, 627 nucleotides. Its product is annotated as e3 ubiquitin-protein ligase rnf13. Gene Ontology annotation, molecular function: zinc ion binding. The record is from RefSeq and is a predicted model, not a curated record. NCBI's taxonomy places the organism in Eukaryota, Fungi, Microsporidia, Nosematidae. The coding region runs from base 1 to 627 and encodes 208 amino acids. The transcript has a single exon.